Messenger RNA from Ustilago hordei, 2322 nucleotides. RefSeq lists its product as uncharacterized. Gene Ontology annotation, biological process: intracellular monoatomic cation homeostasis. The record is from RefSeq and is a predicted model, not a curated record. The transcript has a single exon. Gene Ontology annotation, cellular component: mitochondrial inner membrane. The coding region runs from base 1 to 2322 and encodes 773 amino acids. Gene Ontology annotation, molecular function: calcium ion binding; ribosome binding. NCBI's taxonomy places the organism in Eukaryota, Fungi, Basidiomycota, Ustilaginomycetes, Ustilaginales, Ustilaginaceae.
AUGGCUGCCUCCAACUCUUCCUACUUGGCUGCCAAGAGCUUGGCUUGGGCUAGUGGCUCCCUCGCUGCUGCUGGUCGAGCCAGGCCCACACUGCGUCCCAACUCGCAACUUGACGUCCUUCAGAUCUUCGUCCCUGGUUUGCAUCGCCCCCUCGCUGGCUUCUCCACCGCCAUUACAAAGCACUACCACCAAAGACGCAAGGUAGAAGAGACCCAAGCUCUCAUUCGACGCAGAUUCCUUCGCUACCAGUCAACACAAACUCGACAGCGCUCCUCAACAUCAUCCUCCAACGACCACAGCCACCCGCCUCCAGGCACAUUGUCUAAAGAUGCCAAGGCUGCUUCCUCCUUGUCAUAUCAGGGCCAGUCGGCCCCUGCCUCACCCAAGGCGCCUGUCACCGUCAACCCUCUUCCUGUCUCGUCCAACACCGCUGCUGAGCUCGGUUCUCCUGCCAACCAGACCGCUGCCUCGCAGACUAUGCCUGCAGAGCAGAAGGCCAAAGAAAAGGAGCUCCAAGCCAAGAAGCCCAAAGGUCCUCUCCUGACUCGUGUCUGGGCCAAAGUCAAGGAAGAAGCUCUCCACUACUGGCACGGCUCCAAGCUUCUCGGCAAAGAGGUUCGCAUCUCCUGGCGAUUACUGCGUAGACUCAUGCUCGGAUACAGCUUGACGCGCCGAGAGAAGCGUCAACUCCGUCGAACGUUUGCCGAUUUGUUGCGUCUCAUCCCCUUCAUUCCCUUCAUCAUCAUCCCCGCCGGUGAGCUUUUGCUUCCCGUCGCCAUCAAAAUCUUCCCUAACAUGCUUCCGAGUACCUUUGAAAGCAAGUUUUCCGUUCAAGAGAAGCGUCGUGGUCUCAUCAAGGUCCGUCUCGAGAUGGCCAAGUUCCUCCAAGAAACUAUCAAGGAGGGAGGCCUUCAAGCCACAGACAAGGUCAAGACUUCCAAAGAAUUCAAAGAGUUCUUCCGCAAGGUUCGAUCCACUGGCGAAUCACCUAGCAACGAAGACAUCAUCAAGGUCGCUCAGCUCUUUGAAGAUGAUUUGACAUUGGACAACUUGACGCGUCCUCAAUUGGUUAGUGUCUGUCGAUACAUGCAGAUCAACGCCUUCGGUACGGAUAACUACCUGCGCUACCAGAUCAGGCAUAAACUCAAUCGCAUUCGCCAGGACGACAUUGUCAUCUCCCACGAAGGUGUUGAUAACAUGUCACACUCUGAACUCGUCAGUGCUUGUCAGAACAGGGGUAUUCAGACCGACAACCUGUCCGAGGAUCGAUUGCGACAGGAGCUGCAACAGUGGAUUGACUUGCACCUAAAAAACAAGGUCAGCGGUACACUCUUGGUCCUUAGCAAGGCAUUCAACUACGUCGCCGCGGGCAACAACGACGACAACGCUCAGUCGCAUCUGCGUAGCUUGGAGCUGACCUUGAGCAGCUUGCCAGACAACCUUGUCAACGAGACAGAGCUUAGUGUCAACAGCGAAGGUGCUACCAACAAGCAACGCCUUGAGGUCUUGCAACAGCAGGAAGAGCUCAUCGAAGACGAAGCUGAGCAGGAGCAGGAGGAGGCAGCUGCUCGCGAAGCCGACAAGGAGCGCCGCAAUGCUGAGAAGGCACAUUUCGCACGUGAAGAGGAGGAAGCUCGCUCCUUGUUGCCCAAGAAGGAGACCGAUCCUGCCUUGGAGGACGCUAGGAUGACCAACGAGCAGCUCACUGAGCUUGGCGAAGCGCUUAGCAUCCUUUCCGCAAAGUCUUCGGUGCUCAAGGAGCGGGAAGAGCUCGCCCAGCUCAUCAAGGAGGUCUCCAGUUCCGAAACUUGCCCACCUACCGAAGAAGGCCAAGCUGCGGAAAAGAAACCCGAUGCAGAGACCUCCGAGUCUUUCCCCGCAUCCGCAUCCGCUUCCGCUUCCGCAUCCGCAUCUGCAUCUGCAUCCGCCUCGGCACGCAGCAUGACCAAGCGCAUCAAGUCGAUGCUCGAAAAGAUCGACAACCAACUCGAGGAAUACGACCGAGACGUAGGAUCUCGCAUGCACCUCAUCGAGGCUUCCCAUACCGGCAAGAUCUCGGUUGACGAUCUUGAACAAGCUUUGCGUCUCAUCAAGCACAAGCCUGAAGAUGAGGUGAUUGAGAAGAUCGUUGACAAGCUGGAUGUUGAUCAUGAUGGCUUGGUUCCGUUGGACGAUGUGUUGGAGUUGGCUCAAGCCGAAACAGGACUAGGGAUUUUGCGGGAUGAGGGGGUGAAGAAGAUCAAGCAGCAGGGUAAGGAGAUCAGAAGCAACGGUCCUGUCGAAAAGAAGAAGCCGAAGAAGAGCGACAUUGUCGAAGACUAA